Molecule: messenger RNA, 699 nt
Organism: Brugia malayi
Lineage: Eukaryota; Metazoa; Nematoda; Chromadorea; Rhabditida; Onchocercidae
Gene: Bma-dnj-14
Exons: 7
Coding region: 1-699 (232 amino acids)
Biological process (GO): regulation of neuromuscular synaptic transmission
Cellular component (GO): type Is terminal bouton
Source: RefSeq, a predicted model, not a curated record
AUGGUAUCACCAUCAGACUUGGGCGAAUCCGACUCACAAGAAGAUGAGAGGUCUAAUUCAAAACAGAAGAAAACAAAAGGACCUAGUUUGUAUGAAAUUUUGGGUAUUACAAAGGAUGCGUCAGAUGAUGAUAUCAAGCGUGCUUACAGAAAACUAGCCUUGAAGUGUCAUCCCGACAAGAACUUAGAGAAUGAUCCGGAGAAAACUGAACGCUUUAAAGAAAUCAAUCAUGCACAUGCUGUGCUGUCGGUACCAACAAGACGUAAAGUAUACGAUAAAUAUGGAGACGUGGGUCUGAAGUUAAUGGAACAGUUUGGUGAUGACGGUGCUGUAAUCGGUUUAGCUUUCAAGCCCUGGUUUAAGUGGGCGUUCGUCAUUUGUGGUCUUUCGACGUGUUGCUGUUUCUUUUGUUGCUGUGGUUGUAUGUUUUGUUGCAAUUGUUGUUGCAACUUUUGUUGUGGCAAAUAUAAACCAAAAGGAUUUGAUGAGGAAGGAUAUAUGGGAGAAAGUGAUGCAGAACAGGAGACAAAUGGAAAUGCCUCAGUAAUUGUUGGCCAGCCAGAAGAAUCGAAUAUGUUGCCGAAAAGUAGAAAUGGCGAUGGAAGCCUACAAACUGCUGAAAGCUCAAAUGAAAAUCUUUGUGAUCAUCCUGCAAAUUAUCCAUUGACAAUGUUUUUAGGAGGUGGUGAUGUAAGAUGA